Parascedosporium putredinis is the source of this 4662-nucleotide messenger RNA. NCBI's taxonomy places the organism in Eukaryota, Fungi, Ascomycota, Sordariomycetes, Microascales, Microascaceae. The record is from the annotation of a GenBank genome assembly.
AUGGAGACGAGGGAGAGAAGGAACAUUGACGCCAUCGACGCCCUCAAGCUCACUAGUCCGUCUUCGUCCGAGAUUGAUUUGCGGCUGCGUGGUGGGGAGAAUGGCAGCUUGGUGUCUAUCCACCUGCAAGUCCUUUUGCCUGCAUCUUCUUGCGAUCGUCCCGACCUGCAUUGUGCCGGCGUCGUAGCUUUCGUACCUCUGUUCUUCUCCCUCCUUCUCCUCACCGUUCACUAUGGCUUUCGGCCGUUGCAAAAGUCACUGCCCCAGUGGCUUCGGAGGUUUGCCGUGGAACCAAAUGUCUACGGUAGUGACGCCGUCGAGGUGACGAGACGAGCGGAAAGACGCCUGACGAGGUGGUCCCUUGCGCUUGUCGGGCUAUCGAUAACUAGCAUUCUCUUAGUCGUGGGAGAUGCCUUGAUACUAUCAAUCUCCAUUCUUCUCAUUGACCGCCCCCAAUCCCUUCCCGCCUCCGUCCUCCUCAUCCAGCUAUCCCUUUUCGCCGUGGGAGCUGCCGUGCUCGCAACGGACACCCGCCUAUAUGGCACCCGGGACGGCCACGCAUGGACGGCAGAGGUCGGCAUCUCGCUCGUCAGCCUCCUCCUCCUGCUCAACAUGCCCAUGCGCGACGCCCGCAGACCUAAACAGGGCAUCAGCGCAGCCUUCUCAGAACCCACCUCCGCCCUCCGCAGCCCCGAGGACUCCCUAACCCUCUGGCAGUGGAUGUCCGUCUCCUGGGUCGCCCCGCUCCUCUCCCUCGGCGCCCAGCGACAACUCCACGAGCACGACGUCUGGUCCUUACCCUACGACUUUCAGCACGGCCGCCUGCACGUCGCAUUCCGCGACCUCCGCGGCUCCGUCCUCUCGCGACUCCUCCAAGCCAACGGCCUCGACCUCAUCGUCGUCAGCCUCCUCGGCCUCCUCGAGACCUUGGCCGUGCUCGCCGAGCCCGUGCUCCUCAAGCAGCUCCUCGCCGCGCUCGCCGGCGGGCCCGAGACCCAGCGCCUCGCCUUCCUCUACGCCGGCUUGUCGCUCGUCGUCAAGCUCCUCAACGCCCAGUCGAGCAUCUUUAGCAUGUGGUACGGUCGUCGCGCCUACGAACGGUGCAGGGGCGAGAUGAUCACCAUGAUUUACGAAAAGACCCUGCGCCGCAAGGCCUUUACCUUUCCGAGCAGCGUCGACGACCCCGCGCCGCCGGGCCCACCCUCUUCGGGAGCGACAACGCUCGCCGAAAACAGCGCCGACGAAGCUACAGAUUCCGAACGCGAGGACGCCGAGAGCAGGCCAAGGUCUUGGACUGCGUGGCUGGCUUGCUGCCUGCGCAAGAGGAAACCCGCCCAUGCCCCGCCAAACAAGCCUUCCGACGCCCAGCCCAGCGGCCCCGCGUCUACAGGUAAAAUCCUUAACCUCAUGCGCAACGACGUCUACGAAGUCGCCCAACGCUUCUGGGAAUUCGCUUCCCUCUUCACCAAGCCCCUCACCUUUGCCCUUUCCAUCAUCCUCAUCUGGCAAAUCCUCGGUCCCGCCUCCCUCCUCGGCGUCGCCGUCCUACUCGCCGGCCAGGGCAUCAACGUCUUCGUCCUGCGCGCCUUCGUCGACGUCCAGCGGGUCCGCCGCGGCCUCACGGACACCAAACUCCAGGUCACCAGCCAGUUCGUCGAGGCCAUCCGCCACCUCCGGUGGUACGCCUGGCAAAACGCGUGGAUCUCCCGCAUCUUCCAGAGCCGGCAGGCCGAGCUGUCCAAGAUGGUCCUCGGCUGGCUCCUCAUGCGGCUCUACAGCUUCGUCAACAACCUCACCAGCUACCUUUUCCCCCUCCUCGGCUUCAUGGCCUACACCUUGGUGACCCACAAGCGGCUCACCGUUGACGUCGCGUUCCCCGCCCUCACCUUGUUCAACACCCUGCAGGACAACAUGCGCCAGCUGCCCGAACUCGUCACCGCGCUUCUCAACGCCAAGAUCGCCAUGGACCGCAUCAACGAUUUCAUGGACGAGCCCGACAAGGACGACGUCGACGAGGUCGCUGCCGUCCGCGGUCCCCUCGGGGAGCUACACCUCGAGCUCCAGGACGCGACCUUUGCUGGCCCGGCACCGACCGGCCGAUCCUCCGCAACCGGGCAAAACGGCCCUUUACAAGCCAUCCUCGGCGAGCUCGACCAACUCGGCGGCGACAAACAAAUCCCCAAGGAAACCAUCGGCUACGGCGCCCAGACCCCGUGGCUCCAGCACAUGAGCAUCCGCGAAAACAUCCUCUUCUGCGCCCCCUACGACGAGGCGCGGUACAUGCACGCCCGCGUCGCGCUCGCCCGCGCCCUGUACAGCCGGGCGCGCAUCCUCCUCCUCGACGACCCCAUCGCGGCCCUCGACCAUCAGACCGCGGAGACGAUCCUGCGCAAGCUCUUCGCCAAGCCAUCCAGCCUCGUGAGCGGCCGGCUCGUCCUGUUCGUCACGCACCGCGUCGACCUCGUCCUGCGGUACGCCGACCAGGUGCUCGACGUGCGCGACGGCGGCCGCGUGCACGCCAUCUCUAGGGAGGACCUGGACAACAGCGACGAGCUACUUCGCCUCGCCGCCCUCGCUGCCGCACACCAUGACGACGUGGAAGAUGAUGGUCCCGGUCUCGAGGAAAAGCGGCGGUGCCCGAUAAAUUUAUCGACGAGGAAUACCGUGCGAGCGGCGGGGUCAUGGCCUCCGUCUACUGGCGCUACGUCAAGGCCGGGAAGCUCCGCUGAAUGGAGCGACAGAUACGAGAAGCCAGAGGCAAGAAUGAUUACCAUGACAUACGACUCGGGCUCUUCCCAACUCCCCUCCAGCCGGACGUCCCUGGGCUUCCAGCUCCCCGGCGGAAGCUGGACAGACAUUGGAAAGAACCUCCCCUCCCCAGACGUGACGGUGAAGCCCUGGCUACUCUACCUCUUCAUCAUCUCCAUGGCGCAGGUCCUCACCCAGACCAUGUCCGAGCUCGCCCUCCUCGUAAUCACCUACGAGGCGGCGAAGCAGCUCUUCCAGGACGUCAUGCGCAAAGUCAGCGGGGCCAAUUUCCGCUUCUACGACGUCACCCCCGUCGGCCGCCUCAUGAACCGCCUCACCUCCGACAUGGGCAUCGUCGACGGAGGCAUCGCGAGCCAGCUGCAGAAUUUCGCGUUCCUCAUCAUCAGCUGGGUCGCGGCCGUCCUCGUCAUCGCCUCGGCCACCCCGCUCUUUCUUCUCGUCGUGGUCAUAACCACGGUCCUUUUCGUGGUCGCUUUCAUGAGGUUCCUCCCGACCUCGCAGUCGCUCCGGCGUCUCGAGACAGUUUCCCUCUCGCCCUUGAUGUCGAAUUUCGGGACUCUGAUCGAGGGCCUGGUGACCAUCCGCGCCUUCCGUGCCGAGCCGCAGUUCCAGCAGCGCAUCGUCACCACAACGGACGCCUUUCAGCAAAUGGACCACUUUUACUGGUCGCUCCAGGCAUGGCUCCAGUUCCGCUUCAACGUCUUGUCGGCAUUUUCCACGUUUGCUCUCACCGCAAUAGCAGCUCUGUCCGGCCUCUCUGGCGGCCUAACGGCCUUUGUGCUCGCCUCCGCAUCCGCUUUCGUCUCUAGCACGCGUGGUCUGUGUCACCAGUACGGCAACUUGCAGAUGGAGUUUGUCAGCGUGGAGCGCGUCAUCGAGCUACUAGACCUCGAUCAGGAGGACCACGGCAAGAAGCUCGUCAUGCCGCCGGCAGCGUGGCCGAGUUUCUCCGACGACAUCGUCUUUUCCAACGUCACGUUGCGCUACGCUCCGCAUCUUGACCCGAGCCUAAACGACGUGUCGCUGCGUAUCCCGGCCGGGUCCAGCGCCGCCGUAACCGGGCGCACUGGGUCGGGGAAGAGCACUUUUGCACUUAGCUUACUCGGUACGCUUCAUCCCGACGCCGACACCUACGGAUCCAUCAAGAUCGGCGGAAUUGAUCUCUCGACCGUCGAUAAAGACGCGCUUCGGCGCCGGGUUACUUUUGUAGCACAGGACCCCGUCCUGUUUCCAGGAACGCUUCGUGAUAACCUAGAUCCCCUUGACGAACACACAGACGCAGAGUGCUCCGCCAUCCUGGACAGCGUUCUCGGCCCAGUGGGUGAUUUUACGAUACAUACCCGAGUGGACGGCGGCGGGAAGAAUCUAAGCCAGGGUCAACGGCAGCUUGUUGGUCUCGGCCGAGCCGUUCUCCGUCGAAGCCCAGUGGUCAUCCUCGACGAGGCGACCGCGUCCAUCGACCAUGAAAUGGCCCGUUAUAUACAGCAAGUCUUGAGGAAUGAGCUGAAGCAGAGCACGGUCAUUACAAUUGCACACCGCGUCGAAGCUGUGCAGGACGCAACCUACUCAAUCGUGCUGGACAAGGGGAGGGUGUGGACGUUUAACGACGGCACCGUUGUCGAGGUCAAGCAGGACGAGCACAGCAGUAUCAAGCACUUUAUCACCUACAGCGCAAUCACGGCCCAACCCGAGUUGACGUACUCCAGCGUUGUCAGCACCGUUCGGUGCUACGCCGUGACAUCGGGCGAACUGGAGGAUAGCACGUUUGUCGAAUGGACGGCUAAAUUCUCGAGCGAUGCUGAUGCUGGCGUUAUCCAAGACGCCAAGUUCAAGAGGCGUGAUGCCUUGGCCGACCUCGCCAAGGCGGCUACAGGAAAGGGAUCCAAGGCCUAA